This is a messenger RNA of Alternaria burnsii, 2085 nucleotides long. RefSeq names its product oligomeric complex cog6. Gene Ontology annotation, cellular component: COG complex. The coding region runs from base 1 to 2085 and encodes 694 amino acids. The record is from RefSeq and is a predicted model, not a curated record. Lineage: Eukaryota; Fungi; Ascomycota; Dothideomycetes; Pleosporales; Pleosporaceae. The transcript has 2 exons. Gene Ontology annotation, biological process: intra-Golgi vesicle-mediated transport.
AUGUCCGUGAGCUAUUUCCAGGACCGGGCAACUCCCGCUUCUCAGAAUGGCACCUCUCCGUCUUCUCCCUCUGUAGCCCCCGCGUCGCGAGGUACAAAUGCCCUCUCGAGCAGGAUCACCAGUGUGCUCUCUGCAUCAUACGCAGAUCUAGAGAUCCGCGAUGCCUUGGAAACUCUAGAUGCACGUCGAGUGCAGAACACUGCCGAGACACGACGUCAGCUGCGUCUAGAUGUGCAGAAGGAGGUCAUCGAGUGCAAUGGCGAGAUCAUCAAGGACUUUGGUCAGGUUGCCGAACAACUCAAACGUAUCGGAAGUGCUAUCAGUAGCUUGAACACUUAUUGCGCAGAUAUGCGCGGUCAUAUUGAGGCUGCCAAUAGAGAGACUGGACCUGUCUUGGAAGAAGCCACAAGCCUCAUCACUCAAAGGAAGCAGGUCGAAUCUAAGCAGCAGAUCUUGAACGCCUUUAGUACCCACUUCCUGAUAUCUGAACAAGACGCCACUACUCUGACAUCCACUGCUGAGCCUGUCAACGAAGACUUCUUCCAAGUCUUGACCCGCGUAAAGAAGAUACAUCACGAUUGCCAAGUGCUGCUCGGAACCGAAGACCAACGAUUGGGCUUGGAGGUGCUAGAACAGAGCUCCAAGCAACUCAACUCAGCCUUCCAGAAGCUAUAUCGGUGGAUCCAACGCGAGUUCAAGACACUAGAUCUAGAAAACCCGCAGAUUAGUGCUUCUGUGCGCCGGUCUUUGCGCGUGCUAGCCGAACGUCCUACGCUAUUCCAAAGUUGUCUUGACUCUUUCGCUGAGGCACGAGAAGCCAUUCUGUCCGACUCGUUCCAUGCUGCGUUGACUGGAUCGACUUCAGAAGAGCACAUAGCCACCAAACCGAUCGAAUUCCAUGCUCAUGACCCACUGCGCUACGUCGGAGACAUGCUUGCAUGGGCUCACUCAACGACCGUAUCAGAGAGGGAGGCACUCGAGAACCUCUUCAUCUCAGAUGGCGAUGAAAUCAAACGUUCCAUUCAAGCAGGUCUUGAGAGCGAACCUUGGCUGAGAGGUGAAGAAGAUGCAGAAGUCUUUGACGGACGAAAAGCUUUAAACCAGCUCGUCAGCCGCGAUCUCACAGGCGUGGCCCGUCUCCUAAGGCAGCGUACUGAGCAGGUGGUUCAAAGCCAUGACGAUGCUACCCUUGCUUACAAGAUCGCAAACUUGAUCGGCUUUUACAAAGGAACCUUUGCCAAGCUGCUUGGACCAGAUUCCGAUGUCUUGGAUGUAUUUGACGGAUUGGAAGCUUCUGCGAUGCGGCAAUUCCGUGCCAACAUGAGGGACUACGUGGCCAAUGUUCAAAGCGAUCUUGCUGUAGCACCGGCCGACUUGUCUGCUCCCGAGUUCCUAGAAGAUGCGCUUCAGAUGCUUCGAACUCUCGCAAAGAGCUACGAUACAUCAGUUGCCGCAACGGAGGAUAACGGUCAAGGGUUUCAGACUGUGCUUGCGGAAUCGCUAGAUCCUUUCUUGAAUGGCUGCGAAAAUUUGCAGAAAGAGAUGAGAGAGCCGGACAGCGCCAUUUUCGCCAUCAAUUGCCUCUAUGCAGCAAAAGAGGUGCUCUCUGUAUAUGCCUUCGCUAGCGAGCGAGUCAGCGAGAUUGAUGAUACGAUUGACGAGAACGUUGCAAAGUUGACAGACUAUCAACAUCAAUACCUGGUUCACGAGUCUGGUCUUGUCACUCUUCUCAAUGCUCUUGAGGAGAUCGAUGAUUCGCCAGAAAGUCUCAAGACAAUCCCUGAGUUGGAAGCUUUCAAGCCAGAUGCACUUGUCGCAGCCAGUCAGCAGCUGGAUGAGUUUCUGCCGUCAGCUGUCAUUGACGCAUCGGAAAAUAUCAAGCGGCUGCGCAACAGGAAGAUGAUACAGAACAUCACCGAAGAAGCGGCUAGCAAAUUCUGCGAAGACUUUGAAAUUGUGGAGCGCAAGAUGAUAGCGGCCGACGAUCUGACAUACGAUGAAGACAAGGAAGACGAGGAGCAGGAGCCCGGUUUGAGGGACUUCUUUCCUCGUACCAGUGGUGAGAUACGGGUGCUACUCAGCUAG